UGGUCGUUUUCCAACAGGAUCCGGUAUGGAGUGGUUUACAACUGGCAUGUACAUGAAGAUGCAGUCAUUAUUAUGAUAUUCUUCGAAGUAUCAGACUCCUGAUGCGGUACACCAUACAAACAGCGAUGCUUGUCAUUGCUCUAUCGUGUCUCCUCCUCUCGACACGGAUAUCCGCUCGCGCUCUACCAGAAUAUGAGACCGGUUUCCAAUCUGUGGUUCAGUCCUUAUGGCAAACGACCAUCCCACCCUUUUACAAAUACGCCACCGGCUGUGCAUUCACAUCGACACUUACCGAUGCACAAACCGAAGCCGUCGUUUUCCCAACAUACGCAAACUGGACUGGGACAAAUUGGCGCGCCCUCUUCCAUGGCUUCCUCUUCCAAGAGCCCUGCAUGUCAGAGGAGAGAAUUGACACACUCUCAAAUAUCAUCCUCAGCCUGGCUGGUGUUUCUGUCAGUGACAUGCACCCGGCGCAAAGAGAUCAUGUACGGGAUGCUUCGAGGGGAAUCUUCACCAUUCCGAAGAAAGGCCACGUAAUAUAUCCGCACAUCAUCCUCCCAUCUGGCCGGACAGGCACCGUGAUUUCCACGACCGACCGGAACUCAGUGACCUCCGACAUAAUGGGCGAUUUCCGCGAUUUUUUUGACAUCUGUGUUGAUUGCGGCGUUUUCGACGGUGACCGUACGAACCGUAUUCAAAUGCUGAAAUGGAACAUGUCCAAGGCCACCAUGGCCCCCUCUGUCAAUUACAAAUGCCCGAACAUCUUCCUGGUCCCUCCCGACCAUGGUCUUACCUUCGUCUCGGACGUCGACGAUAUCCUCCGCAUCGUGAAGACUUGGCGCCCGGCCUAUGCCAUCAUGACGCUAAUCGCCUGGGAUUUCACGCCGUGGCUGAACAUGCCCAACAUUUACCGCUACUGGGCCGCGAGAUGGCCGAACACGCACUUCCACUACCUCUCCGACUGUCCCGACACCUUCAGCCCUCUAUACCUCGACUUCCUCAACAAGCACUACCCUUGCGGCAGCUUCGACGACCGCGCCAUGUCCACCGUCAUGGGCUCUCGUGAGCGGGCGCACCGUCAGGUCAUCGAGAGCUUCCCCAAGCGGAAAUUUGUGCUGGUGGCCGACACGGGGAACCCGAGCAAUAUGAUCCUGUUCCCGAAGCUCGCGAAGGAAUAUCCGCAGAUCACAUGCAUCCUGAUCCGCAACAUCACCGUCACCGACCCUAGCCAUUACCUCCAUUUCGACCUCCGCGAGUUCGAGACGCUGGAUCCGGACCGGUAUAUGUUCUUCAACGUGCCGAAUGACCUGUAUGGGAUCGACUUCAAGAGGGGCGAGUGCCGGAAGCAUCACAUCCACCCGGUAACCCCGCCGGAUGAAACCGAUUCUCGGGUUACACCGCUUGGGGCGGCCAUGACUACGGCGCGAGCCUGGUUUGGGUGGAAGUGGUGGUGCAUGUGGUGGGGGGAUCCGAGUAGUGAUGAAUGUCGCCUGAUUCAAGGUGCGGAGCCGCCGUGGACUUGGGAACAGGUUGUAAAUCAGAAGGUCACCUAAAGCUUUGUGUGGUCGCGGGUUUUGUGCUGUAUUCGACAUUUUCUCGGAUGUGAAGCUCGUUCGGUUACCCUCUGGCGUUGUGGUUGGAGCGAUGUGGUUGGUUGAUAUGGCCUAAUUGGUCCUCAAAUACCGCUCUCCUCAGUUCAAUCAUAUCAUGCAUUCUUGGUUGUGCCUAAUUCUAAGUCAAUUCGUUGUCCAACGUAGGGUAGGAUGAAAUGGUCAUGGAGGACAGAAGAAGUCUGGUCAGGUUCCUGA
This is a messenger RNA of Eremomyces bilateralis CBS 781.70, 1808 nucleotides long. RefSeq lists its product as uncharacterized. The coding region runs from base 102 to 1553 and encodes 483 amino acids. NCBI's taxonomy places the organism in Eukaryota, Fungi, Ascomycota, Dothideomycetes, Eremomycetales, Eremomycetaceae. Gene Ontology annotation, molecular function: phosphatidate phosphatase activity. The record is from RefSeq and is a predicted model, not a curated record. Gene Ontology annotation, cellular component: actin cortical patch. The transcript is spliced from 2 exons.